Molecule: messenger RNA, 521 nt
Organism: Trichomonas vaginalis G3
Lineage: Eukaryota; Parabasalia; Trichomonadida; Trichomonadidae
Exons: 1
Source: RefSeq, a predicted model, not a curated record
AUGCUCAUCAAUGAUUUAUAUCAGCGCCGAUCUUUUCGAAUUAAGCUCAAAAAAAUUUAUAUAUGGCAAGACUUGCCACCAAGAACGAGUAAAAGCAUUCCAGAAUCAGCUAUUAUUGAUAUCACUACAAUAAAAUGGAAUAAUAUUCCUCAAGUAAAAAAUCAUACAUUUUUUAUCAAAGAUGAUUUUCCUUUUACAGGAAAUGCAAACCAAUAUCAAGAAUUUUGCAAUACAAAUGUCAAUAGAAUCUAUCAUCUUCGCGAUUGCUUCUUCUCUGGCAAUUCUGCAAUAAUUUACAAUAAAACUUAUCUCGACAUAUCGAUUCCAAAUCAAGAGAUUGCAAGCUUGUAUAGUUUAAUACCAGGGCAAAUAGUUGGAUCUCACGAUGUUGCUAUUUAUUUAGGACAUGGUUUUUGCCAUAUUUACGGUCAUUUUAUUGAAGACGCUCUCUCUCCAUUGAUGCAAUUACCAAACGAGAUACUAAAGAAAGCUACAAUUGUAAUGUGCACUGAUGACAAGUA